AUGGCUCCCACUUCUGCAUCUGACAUUCCUUCUCUUAAUCUUCUCUAUAAACUUAAGAAGUUAGACGUCUCAAGACUUGGUCCUCUCAAAGGCGCAUCUCCAGUCCACAAUGACCGCAUCGGCUUAUUCCGUGGCGACAUCACCACCUUAUCUGUUGAUGCCAUCGUGAAUGCCGCCAAUACUUCCCUACUCGGCGGUGGCGGCGUUGAUGGUGCGAUCCACCGAGCUGCUGGGAAAGGUUUACUCGCUGAAUGCCGUACCUUGGGCGGUUGUCCCACUGGCUCGUCCAAGAUCACCAACGGAUACAAUCUUCCUUGCCAGAAAGUCAUACACACCGUCGGCCCUGUUUACAACGACAGCAAACCUGCCGAAAGCGAGGCUCACCUGAGAAGCUGCUAUCGGACCAGUUUAGAGCUUGCUGUGCAGAACGACCUGAAGACUAUCGCGUUCAGCGCUAUCAGCACCGGCGUAUAUGGCUAUCCGAGUCUGGAUGCCGCCAACGUCGCUUGCGACACCGUCAGAAAAUAUAUGGAUGGCGACGAUGGUAAAAAGCUAGACAAAGUUAUAUUUGUCACCUUUGAAGAGAAGGACGUGCGCGCUUAUAACAGCCUUCUUCCUCGCCACUUUCCCCCAAGCAUUCCAGCCUCGUCCGACCAAGAUAGCAUCACCGGGGAGCAGGCCGCCGAGGCCGAGGCCAAGGCCAGUCAGUUGCCCGACGUACCUACUACCGACCCUGCCGACUCCGAACACGUGCCAAAGAAACAGAGACAGUCUAAUGAGGAUUAA
This is a messenger RNA of Annulohypoxylon truncatum, 786 nucleotides long. Its product is annotated as MACRO domain-containing protein. The coding region runs from base 1 to 786 and encodes 261 amino acids. Lineage: Eukaryota; Fungi; Ascomycota; Sordariomycetes; Xylariales; Hypoxylaceae. The transcript is spliced from 2 exons. The record is from RefSeq and is a predicted model, not a curated record.